Pseudocercospora fijiensis CIRAD86 is the source of this 1210-nucleotide messenger RNA. RefSeq lists its product as uncharacterized. The record is from RefSeq and is a predicted model, not a curated record. Lineage: Eukaryota; Fungi; Ascomycota; Dothideomycetes; Mycosphaerellales; Mycosphaerellaceae. The coding region runs from base 28 to 1077 and encodes 349 amino acids. Gene Ontology annotation, molecular function: oxidoreductase activity. The transcript has 4 exons.
CGCGUUCACCGAAGCAAGCGAAACACCAUGGCAGAAGUCAAGAAAUGGGUGACCCGGCAAGACGGGCUUGACAACCUGCGAUGUACAACCGGCCCCAUGCCAGAACCCAAAGACGGCCAAGUUCUCGUCAAAAUCAACGCCGUCUCGAUCAAUUACAGAGACACGGAGGUGAUCAUGGGGCUCUACAACCAUCACCAGUCCAUCGGCCGGGCUGAAGAUCUCGUGCCGUGUUCGGACAUAUGUGGAACGGUCGUCAGGCCAGGCGGCCAGUGGAAAGAAGGGCAGCGCGUUAUGGCCAUCUUCAACCAGACCCAUCUCGUUGGACAGAUCAAGGAGAAGGACAUGGCGUCUGGGCUCGGUCUGCCCCUGCAGGGCUGCCUGAGCGAGUAUCGCUGCUUCCCGGCGGAGGCGCUCGUGGCCGUCCCAGAUUACAUGACAGACGAAGAAGCGUCGUGCUUGCCAAUCGCAUCUGUGACUGCAUGGAUGGCCAUCAAUGGCUUUCGACCUAUUGGACAGCCAGUAAGCAGCGGCAAGACCGUUCUGUUGCAAGGCACCGGUGGGGUGUCGAUUGCAGGCCUCCAAAUCGCCCACGCUGCUGGCCUGAAGACCAUCGUGACCAGUUCAUCGGACACGAAGCUCCAGCAAGCCUCCAAACUCGGUGCUGAUCAUGGCAUCAACUACAAGUCUGCUCCCCAAUGGCAAGAUGAGGUCAUGCGGCUCACGAACAACGAGGGUGCGGACAUCAUUUUCGAAACUGGUGGCGCCCAGACACUUCGAAAGAGCUUUGACUGCGUCGCAUUCGGUGGCAUCAUCGUUGCCAUCGGCUACCUGUCCGGGAAAGAGGAUUCAUCAGGAGCCAGUCUUCACACGAAUGUAUUGGCCCUCCGUCGGAAUGUCACAUUGAAAGGGGUCAUCAAUGGACCGCGUGAACGAUUUGAGGAAAUGGUCGAGUUCUACGCGCAGAAGCAGAUCCAUCCGGUGAUUGACAAAGUCUUCACCUUCGAUCAGGCGAAGGACGCUAUCAAGUACCUCUAUUCUGGGAGUCAUUUCGGCAAGGUCGUCGUGAAGGUGGCAUAGAUAGCGUAAAACUGCCAUUAUUAUUCAACCCGGAACAACAACGCCGGGUGUACCGACAGCUCAUGACAAGAUCCAAGAACAGACAAAUCUGAUCGUAGGACACUCAAUCCAUGACAAAUACCACUCGAUCUCG